UCAGAAAGCAGCAACGACGGCGGAACAAGCGAGAAAUGGCUCUGCCCACCCUCUGCUAUCUUGACAACCUACUUCUAAAACCCCGUCUCUCCAUCUCCGCCUCCCAAAACCCUAACCCUAACGCAACCUUCGUCUCUCUCUUCUCUUCGCCUCGUAGAGGGAAGUUCUCCAUCUCUCCAGGGUUCCGCGGCCCUUCUUCUUUGUUCCCCAUCCGGUGCUCGAGCAGCAGCAAUGCGGACUACGAGCACGCGCGGGUGGUCCACCCAAGGCCCCAAGAGAUCCCCUGGAGGAAGGAGCUCGCCAAUUCCGUCCGUCUGAUCGGAAUCAUAGGGGCGCCCAUCCAAAUCAAGCAUCUUAGCAGCGGAAAGGUUGUUGCUUGGACCCGCCUCGGCGUCAAGAAAUCCGCCUCGGAGACCAGCUGGAUCAAUCUUACGUUCUGGGAUGAGCUGGCUCAUGUAGCCUUUCAGCAUGUGGAGAAGGGUCACCAGGUUUAUGUUUCUGGACGGCUCGUGUCGGAUGUCGUCGAAAGAGACGACGAGAAUCAGCAGGUUUAUUACAAGGUGGUGGUUCAGCAGCUGAAUUUUAUUGAGAGAAGCUUCCCGCCAGUAUUGUUGUAUGAACCAGAGGCAAACUCAGGGGUGUCAGGUGCAAAGCUUGGGAAUUAUGUGAGUAAUUCUUCUGCUUCAAUUGAAGAGCUAUGGCAAGCAUUCUUUGCUAAUCCAAUUGAUUGGUGGGAUAACAGGAAAAAUAAGAAAAGCCCUAAAUAUCCAGAUUUCAAGCACAAGGACACUGGCGAGGCUCUAUGGAUUGAAGCAAAGUACAACCCACCAUGGGUGAAGUCUCAAUUGGCUAUUCUGGACUCAAGAAAGGACUCUCUCCAAGCUGAUGGGACAAGUUCUACUAUUUCUGUUAUGUACGAUGAUGAUUUGGGCCUGGCACCAUUUUAGUUGUGCUUGAUUACGUUGGGGGUCCCAAUAGCUAUGCCAAAUGACAAUUUUGUUUCGACUUAUCAAUGUCCGCUUGGCAAAUUAUGCUCAGAGAUGUAUACCUUAGACCAGCCUAUUGGUUGUAGGCUACUUGAUGAAUUUUACCUUUCCCGGAUAUGGGUUCAAGAGUCUAUAUCACUUGGUAGCACAAUCGUCAACCUUUAUUAUGUAUUAACACCAUUGUUCAUGUUUCAAAUCGGGGCGAUCUUGCGAGUAA
Molecule: messenger RNA, 1203 nt
Organism: Elaeis guineensis (African oil palm)
Lineage: Eukaryota; Viridiplantae; Streptophyta; Magnoliopsida; Arecales; Arecaceae
Product: protein OSB1, mitochondrial
Biological process (GO): positive regulation of helicase activity; mitochondrial DNA replication
Cellular component (GO): mitochondrial nucleoid
Molecular function (GO): single-stranded DNA binding
Source: RefSeq, a predicted model, not a curated record